Molecule: messenger RNA, 1339 nt
Organism: Bactrocera dorsalis (oriental fruit fly)
Lineage: Eukaryota; Metazoa; Arthropoda; Insecta; Diptera; Tephritidae
Product: papilin
Exons: 4
Coding region: 185-1249 (354 amino acids)
Source: RefSeq, a predicted model, not a curated record
ACGCAACUAAUUUGUAACCGUUGAAUAUUCAACUAUUUUCACACUAUCGCAAAUACCAACAAACAAUAUAUACGGUUAUAAUUGAUUGACGUUGUUAAAAAAGAUGAGCAUUAGGCAAAGUUCAAAACAGAUAGAAAACUAGAGUUACACGCUAAGCAAGCUAUUACGGCAGACGCGAAGUAAAAUGUUCUACCACGUGGACUCGAAGCGUUUACUUAUGGUCGUGCUGACAAAUCUACUCCUCGUCACAAAUGAACACGUCGGCCACGCAGCUCUCACCGGGCAAUGCAACGAGUGUUUCGCGAGUGAGGCGGCUUGUCUGGACGAGCAGAACUUUGCCAUUUGUGUAGACGGCACGCCGAUUAAUGUGUCUACGCCCUGUCCUACAGGCAAGGUUUGCACAGCUAACGCGGCUAUAUGUCAGGCCACCGCCCAGGGCGCUGUGCCCGUUUGCUACGAGGAGCAGUGUGGAACAUGCGCAUCUGCGCAGAAGAAUUUCGCCUGUCUCGACGAAGCCAUCUAUGCCAUUUGCUAUAAUGGCGAAACACCAGAUACGAGUUCUAUUGAUUACUGUCCCUUGGGAUAUGUAUGCGAUUUGAAUAACCCGCAAAUUUGUUCGUCUGCGGGAACUGUAAAUCCAUCGUGCUCAAUCGCCGAUACAACAACCGAUGCAACAACAGAUACAACAACUGUUAUGACAACCGACUCAACAACUGCUAUAACUACAGAUACUACAACGGAUACAACAACUGAUACAACAACUAAAUCAACAACUGACUCAACAACAGAUACAACAACUGAUAAAACAACUGACUCUACAACCGACUCAACAACCGAAACAACAACUAUAUCGACAACCGAUACAACAACUGAUAAAACAACUGAAUCAACAACCGAUAAAACAACUGCUACAACAACUGACUCUACAACCGAUAAAACAACGGAAACAACUACCCAUACAACAACUGAUACAACAACCGUUGCAACAACAGAUACUACAACCGAAUCAACAACCAGGACAACAACCAUUGCAACAACAGUUUCAACUCAGCCGCCUGUAGAUGCCAACACAUUUUGUGCUGAAAUGGGCCAAACAGGCAAAUUUAGACAAGAGGGUGACACAACAUGUGCCAGAUAUAUUUACUGCUACCGGCUUUCUGGUCAAUAUUUGGGCUAUCAGUACACUUGCCAAUACUAUUUUAAUGCUGCAACGCAAGCAUGUCAAACGACACGUCCUGAUGAUUGUUAAUAUUUCAUUUGAAUAUAAAAAACUAUAAAAAUAAAAAAGUAUUUCAACUUUUUUUAAAUGUCAUAUGCAAUAAACAAUGAAAUAAUAAUA